UAAGUUAUUGUAGUUAUAUAAUUUCAGAUAAUGUAUUACCUAAAUAUCCGAGAAACAUGAAUAAUGCUUGGGACGACAGUUUGCUGCGCCGAAGCGAGCCGACAACGGUCAAACAGAAGUUCACUUAUCCCAAAAUAUUAGCUUCGAAAACAGUUACUAAAUCAUACUCGAUCAAAAGACUAAAGCGAAACCUAGAAACAAGUUGUAAUGACGAUUCAAGACCAACAACUUCUGUGUUAGAGUCUUUCGAUCCAUUUUCAAAGAAAAGGAAAGUUGCCACAGAAGAAAAUUUUGGUUCAUCGAAUCUUGCCGUUAGUAGAUCUCAAAAUACAGAAUUUAGCUGUUGCAUUCCAGAGCAGAAAGAACCCUCCUCGGGAAGAGGAAAUACCGAGAGUUCGAAGAAUAGUUCGGAAUCUUGCACGAAUUCAAAAGAUCUUGUUCUAAAUCAAAUUGAAAACAAAUUGAUAUCGAGUUCGCCCAUUAAGAAGCACACGAAGUUGGCUCCUCGUAUUGAAGCUUCUGGUUUAUUAAAAAGGAAUUUAAGCGGAGUGAUAAACAGCGUCGAGUUUUCUCCUUCCAAAGAUCCGCAAUGGUCUGACAUGGCGCCUCCAGGUUCGAGUUCUUCGAACCUUGAAAAUGAUGAAAAAACCGCGAUUGGUACUUCUGAAGUCUCCGGUCAACCGAAUGAACGACUCGACCACAAAUCGGAAAAUCUAUCUGAAUUUUCACAAGGUAUUAACAAGCAAACUGAAUUCAAAUCGAGUUGUGCUAAUAGCCCUGAGCAGGAUAAUCAAGUAAGGAUAAUUGAAAAAACUGCUUUAACCGAUUCUCGUAAGGUGUCAAUGUUGCAGAAAUCUAAUUCCCAGAAUUCGACAAUGUCUCAAAAAUGCUCAGCUUCUCAGCAGUUAUCAAGUUCUUCAAAGGCAACGGCUCAAAGUAGCAACAUGAAAUGUGAUAACUUUGUGAAACUCAAUAUGAAGCAGAAAACGUUCGUAAAAGGCAAUAGCAAGUUCGCUCUUAAUCGGAAAAAAUUUAAACACAAACAGUUUCAGAGAUUUAAAAGUAGAAAAGAAAACUCGUAUAUGGCUAAUAUGAGCAAAAACGGAAACCGCAGCUCCUGGAAAACUAGCUCGGAGGCGCCCAAAUCCUUCGAAGCUGUGAGCUUACCAGACGUUAUGAGCUAUGUUAAAGAAGCAGUUUUAAAUAUUGUUCCCAAAUUUGUGAACGAUGCUACUCAGUCAUGUAUUAGAUCUGAAAAGUUCACAUUGGACGAUGAUGAGUUCCUGGAGAUGUUGCCGGGAGCUCUAAAGAUAUUCAAAAUACAGAAUCUGCAAAAAUGGCAGCUUGAUUGCAUUAAGCAAAUAGUUCGGGGAAAAUCAUCGCUUGUUGUUAAACCGACGGGAAGUGGUAAAUCUCUAUGUUACCAAUUGCCAGCUUUGAUGUUGUUUAAAAAAUUCAAAACCUUGACACUUGUAGUUUCACCGUUAAUUUCACUGAUGGAUGAUCAAGUUAAAAACUGCCCGAGAGGUCUAAAAGCCGCUUGUUAUCAUUCGUCGCUAACGGAAUCGAAGAGAAAUAAUGUCUUAAAGGAGUUAGCUGAAAAUAAAAUAGCGGUUCUUUUUGUCUCCCCAGAAACUAUUGUUGAAGGUUUUGUAUUGCGUCAAAUGGAGAACUUUCCUUCUAUAAGCUUCGCAUGUAUUGACGAAGUACACUGCAUAUCUCAAUGGUCGCAUAACUUUAGACCUUCUUACUUCAGACUUUGCAGUACUCUAAAAGAGCAUUGGGAAAUUCAGUGUUUUCUGGGAAUCACCGCAACUGCAUCUAAACAAACUGAAAUUGAUAUGGGAAGGUUACUUGAGAUCACGGAAAGUCAAAUGUUCUACGAUGUUAGGAUCCCAAAGAAUCUGAGAAUCAGUGCGUCAAGUGACACUCAUAGACUGCAAUCAUUGGUCGAUUUGCUCGAAAAAGAACCCUUCAAGAGUUUCUCGACAGUUUUGAUUUACUGUACGAAACGGAACGACUGUGACGCAGUAGCAGCGCAUAUACGAACUGUUUUCGGAAUGCAAGAUUUAGCAGAGAGUUACCACGCUGGAAAAUCGUCUUCAGAACGAGCUCAGAUUCAGAAAAAGUUCAUGAACGAAAGUUUAAAAAUAGUUUCAGCUACGGUAGCAUUUGGCAUGGGGCUCAAUAAGUGGAAUAUUCGAGCUGUGAUUCACUACAACAUAUCAGGAAGCGUAGAAAGCUUUGUUCAAGAAAUCGGAAGAGCUGGGCGUAACUCAAACGAAGUAGCGUUUUGUCACACAUUUUUGAACAAAGACUCGAUGGCUGAUUUAUAUGAGCAGGAAAGACAUGUUUACAGCUCCUUUGUAGAACCAUCGACAAUUCGGAAAGUUGCCGCAAAUGUUUUCCACGAUUUAGAAUUUAUAAACUGUGAACAUGUUGGAAUACCUAAUGAAGAUCAUUAUCAUUACGCUGCCGUUGACCUUUCAAUGGCGGCGUCUUUAGAUGUAAAAGAAGAAACGCUGUUGACCAUGAUUUCAUAUCUUGAAACUCAUAAAUCGAAGCCUCUGGUCAUUGAGAAAAUAGCUAAUGAUUUCUGUUCAGCGUUCUUCUAUAAUGGGUUCAAUUUGCCGAAAAGUUUCGUGGACGAUUUUCCAGUUUUCAAAGUUGCUUUGAAGUUGACCGAAUCUGGACGUGGCGCCACAAGAGACGGAAACAAAUUGAGCUUCAAAGUUUCGACUGUUGCUAAUUUUUUAAAUGCACCAUAUGAGAAAAUAGCGAGGUCGAUUUUCGUGAGUCAAACUAAAAACAUGGGAGUCAAAAUAUCACUGACAGCCAAAAGCGCAGUUUUAAAAUUGCGAUGUUGCGAGUUGAAUCAAAGCGAAAUUUUGACUGAGUUUUUGUUAGAUCAAACUAAGUACCAUGAAAACUCGAAGAUCAGAAGUCUCCAUUGCGAGUUGAAUCAAAGCGAAAUUUUGACUGAGUUUUUGUUAGAUCAAACUAAGUACCAUGAAAACUCGAAGAUCAGAAGUCUCCAUUUUCUGUUUAAUGAGCUUCUGAUGCCUGUGGCAGAGAAAUCAGUAUUUUCUUGUUUCCCGGAAGACGAUGAGCUGCUUAUUGACCCAAAAGUCAAUUCGGAUAUCGCAGAGAAAGUUUUGAGUUAUUUCGAGACAGUGGAAACUUCGACGAAUGCUUAUGUAGCCGAAAAAGUAGCUUUGGUCGAAAAGGACGAGUAUGUUGCCAGGCAAAAAGUAAGGACCUUUAUCUCUCUGUAUCAUGAUAUGGAACUAUCAGGUCUGGCGAUUUGCAGGAUUCUACAAGGCAUGGACUCCCCCAUGUUUCCAGCUCAUACUUGGUGUACUGUGGGUAAAUUUUGGAAGUCGUUUGUAAAUUGUAGUUUCAAAUCUUUGCUCAAAAUUUGCAAUAACGAAGUCUUGAAAAGCUGAAAAUUGUUUUUGUUUUGUGUAACUUUCAUUUGAUUUUUGUUUUUAUCGAAUUUAAAGUUAGAAUACUGACAUCACAAUUUUCUGAGUUAUGUGAAAACCAAAUGGUUGAAU
Symsagittifera roscoffensis is the source of this 3557-nucleotide messenger RNA. RefSeq names its product ATP-dependent DNA helicase Q4-like. Gene Ontology annotation, biological process: double-strand break repair via homologous recombination. Gene Ontology annotation, cellular component: chromosome; cytoplasm; nucleus. The record is from RefSeq and is a predicted model, not a curated record. NCBI's taxonomy places the organism in Eukaryota, Metazoa, Xenacoelomorpha, Acoela, Convolutidae. Gene Ontology annotation, molecular function: four-way junction helicase activity; nucleic acid binding; ATP binding.